This is a messenger RNA of Fundulus heteroclitus (mummichog), 1602 nucleotides long. It is a transcript of the gene oxa1l, whose product is annotated as OXA1L mitochondrial inner membrane protein. Gene Ontology annotation, biological process: protein insertion into mitochondrial inner membrane from matrix; mitochondrial respiratory chain complex IV assembly. Lineage: Eukaryota; Metazoa; Chordata; Actinopteri; Cyprinodontiformes; Fundulidae. The coding region runs from base 29 to 1495 and encodes 488 amino acids. The transcript is spliced from 11 exons. Gene Ontology annotation, molecular function: membrane insertase activity. Gene Ontology annotation, cellular component: mitochondrial inner membrane. The record is from RefSeq and is a predicted model, not a curated record.
UCCGUAGGUCUCCUCCCCCCUUCCCAACAUGGCUGCCUUCAGGAGCGGGGUGACUCCGAGCUGCUUAGCAAGAUGUUUCCUGAGGCAGACUGGGAAACCGAGCCGGGGCAGCUCCGCUCUCCCGACCCUCCAGAACCAGCUGUUGCUUCACAGCUCCAGCCUGCACACGCUGCUGGGCUGCAGCAGUCCCCUCAGCAGGUCCCAGGUCAGCCGCAGGCACCGUGGAAAGUUCCUCUGGGUCGGCUCUGUGGCCGUUAGACACAACAGCUCACAGAUCCCGCCUGCCGAUGGAGCGACACCGCCUCCUGCGCUGGAGUCCUCAGCAUCUCUGCCUGCUGACUCCGUCCCCGUCGUCACACAGACGGUCUCCCAACAGAUCCCGGCUGAAAGCGUUUCGGCGGCGGCCUCGGCGGCGGACGGCGCUGCCUCGCCCGUUCUAGCGCCGCCGGUCAUGGAGCAGCUGGCCGAAGUGGCGCCGGUCGCAGCAGACAUCCUGCAGGCCGUGGCUGCAGAGCCCAGGCUGGUAGAACUGGGACUGGCCGGCUACACUCCUGUGGGUCUGAUCCAGAGCCUGUUGGAGUUCUUUCACGUGGAUCUGGGCCUGCCCUGGUGGGGAGCUAUAGUCGUAGGAACGGUUCUGGCCCGUUUGGCUGUGUUUCCCGUCAUAGUGAAGGGUCAGAGAGAGGCGGCCAAGCUGAACAACGUCCUGCCUGAGAUGACGAAACUAACCAACAAAAUGAACGAGGCCAAGCAGAGCGGGAAUAAAUACGAAUUUGCCAAAGCGUACUCUGAUCUGAACCUGUUCCAGAAGAAACACGACGUGAAUCCUCUGCGCGGCUUCCUGGUCCCUUUGGUCCAGGCACCAGUCUUCAUCUCGUUCUUCAUCGCUCUGAGGAAGAUGGCGUAUCUGCCGGUGCCCAGCUUGCAGACGGGAGGCGUGCUCUGGUUCACCGACCUGAGUGCAGCAGAUCCCUUUUAUAUCCUUCCUCUUGUUGUCACUGGGACCAUGUUCUUCAUCCUGGAGCUCGGAGCAGAGUCCGGCAUCGACAACCCAAAUCUGCGAGCCAUGAAGACGGUUUUCAGAAUCAUGCCUUUCGUCAUCCUCCCUCUCACCAUCAAUUUCCCCACGGCGGUGUUUACCUACUGGCUGACCUCCAACUGCUUCUCCCUGGGUCAAGUGGCUCUGCUCAAGCAUCCUGCAGUCAGGGAGAAGCUUAAGAUCCCAGAGAGGAUGAAACACCCGGCGGCGGCGCUGCCUCAGAACGAAGGACUUAUCGAGAGCAUAAAGAAAGGAUGGAAGAACGCCCAGCUGGCUCACCAGCUGGAAGAGAGGGAGAAAAGAAUAAAGAACCACCUGGACCUCGCUGCCAAAGGUCCACUGAGGCAGACUUUUACCCACAAUCCUCUGCAGCAGAUACCUCGGGAUGCUGCAACAUCAAGUAAACAAAAGGAAGCUGGAGUCAAAGCGAAGCCAUGGAAGGAAACGAUCGGAUGAAUCCAGUCGGCUUUUAGCUCCUCUGCGUAGAGAAUUAUGUACAUAUUUAUAAACAGAAGGAGGGGGGGUUAUGUGUCCUAAACAAAUAUAAACUCUGCUUUAAAGUG